Macrosiphum euphorbiae (potato aphid) is the source of this 309-nucleotide messenger RNA. The record is from the annotation of a GenBank genome assembly. NCBI's taxonomy places the organism in Eukaryota, Metazoa, Arthropoda, Insecta, Hemiptera, Aphididae.
AUGGAUCGCCCAUCGAGCAGUGUCCACCAAGGCGACCCCAACGUCGUUUAUGGAGUUGCCUUCUCCCACGCCAAUGGCGACGAAUCGACUUAUGUUCGACUAGACCGACAACCGACGGAACAUAACCUCAGGCUUAGCCUCAACCUGGCCUUUUCGAGUGCCCGUUCGACAUGUUCGGUGUGGCACAUCUUCCUUAACGAUUAUCAAACAAUUUCCACGACCCGACAUUGCAACAGAUCGGCCAACCGUGGAAAAUACUUCGGAACUAGUCACCGAACCAGCAAUUCGGCAUGUGACGGCCCGAAGUAG